Ananas comosus (pineapple) is the source of this 5931-nucleotide messenger RNA. RefSeq lists its product as uncharacterized. Lineage: Eukaryota; Viridiplantae; Streptophyta; Magnoliopsida; Poales; Bromeliaceae. The coding region runs from base 1 to 2475 and encodes 824 amino acids. The record is from RefSeq and is a predicted model, not a curated record. The transcript has 7 exons.
AUGGCAAUAGUUGUCGUAUGCAGCACUAGGGCACUAAGGGUGGUGCCAAUAGCGACUGCGGCGAAAGGGAAGAGUGAAGGAGUGGUUGAGGAGGAGGCGGCUCUUAGGAAGGGUAGGAUUGAGAAGAUCGACAUUACGAUCGACUCUCGCCAUCUAGAAUGCUUUAGUUCCUCCGAGCCCCUUGGCCCUCUUCUCUUCAAGCUGGACCCUAAACAUCAUCCGCUCGAAGACGAACUCCACGACCUGGAGGAACCACGCCACGAGCUAGUUGCGGUGGUCCCGGAGGAGGACGAGGGCGAGCCUGAGUGGCAGAGGCCGCGGCGGCGGCGGCGGCGGCGGCAGGAGCCGCCGCCUCCCGAGGAGGUCGAAGCCGAAGAAGUCUUCGGCUCCCAGGUAGAGGUAGAGGAGGAGGAGGAGGAGGAGGAGGAGGAAGGAGAGGCGCGCUGGAGAGCUCGCAAGCUACUCCACCCCCUACCCUCUCCCAAUCCCAAAACUCCACUAACCUUUCGUUUACCUCUCCUCCACCCUCUUUCUUCGCGCGCGGAUACCGAAAAGGGAGCGGCGAGGUGCUAUAUCAAAUGCAUGUUGCGGGCGGGNCACCACCAGCAUCACCACGACCACGACCACGACGCGCCUCCUCCUCACCCUCAGCACCCCUUCUCCUCCCUCCUCUUCGACGACGACCACGACGACGACGAUCCCGACGAAACCCUAAUCGACGACCACAAACCCUCGUGCAACCCUUCCCCGGCCCCGUCCAUGCCCUCCGUCGACCCCACCCCCCACAUCUCCUCCCAAUUCUACACCUUCAACCGCGAUUCCCAUGCCCUCAUGGUCCGCUGCAUCCUCGAGUCGCGCCUCGCCACCCCCGACGAGAUCCGCGGCGCCACCCCGCGCUCCGUCCUCCGCUCCUGGCGCUCCGUCUGGAAGGACCGCAACGAGGACACUGCCUACCUCACCGCCUGGAAGCGCAUCCAGGACAAGCUCUCCGCCUCCCCCGACCCCUCCGGCGGUGGCGCCCUCUUCUUCAAGAACAACCCCGCGCAGCGCGUCUCCCAUGUCGAGCAGUGGCACGAGAUCGUCGCCGCUGCCCACGCCGACCCCGACCUCCUCCGCCACCUCGGCCUCAAGGACACCGUCGACCGCAUCAAGCAGUCGUGGACCGUUGGCGCCAAGUUCUAUGGCAUCCCUGAAUCCUUCGUCCGCGUCUGCGUCGCCUCCUGCCCCGUGUGUACCUCUGCAUCGUCCGGCGGGGCCGUGUCACCGGGAGGCAGCGGGGCCAGGACAAAGCGGCGGCGGUUCGAGUACACGGAGACGCUCGACGUGCCCGCCAAGGACGUGCCGCGCCGGCUCCAGCAGCUGGCCGCCAAGCACAAGGUCGUGCUCUGCAUCCGCCAGAAGUACAUCCGCUACAAGCCCUUCAUGGCCGAGGUGAAGGACUACGCCUGCCACCGUGCGGGGGAGCCGACCUCGGCCUCAGCUUCCUCAACCUCCGGCGGGAAGAAGGCGCGGGUUCUUAAACGUGAGCCAUAUCAGUCUAAGCGGUGCGGGUGCGGCUUCCGCAUAAGGGCCAUCGUGCCAAUCACCAACUACAAUGAGAAAGACAAGACCUUUGUGUACCAGGAGGAGGGCACGGCUGUGUUCAAGUUGUAUGCCGUGCAUUCAGGGCACGAGCCUGGGCCGUUGGAUGGCAAUGCGAGGAUCGUCCACCGCCUGGUCGGGCACAAGGGCGCGCUCGAAUUAGACCCUGAGGUUUAUGGCGUGAGUGAGGACAAUGAGCAUGUAUCAUUCGCUAGUUUCUUGGGUAAGGAUGAUGUGAGUGAUUCCCAAAAUAUGGUUCUGCCACAGAUUCAGGAGCUUAGAGCUGAGCUUGGGUUAUUGGAAGGGAGGGUCUCUAAGAUGCCGUCAGAUAUGUUAGGUUCGCUAUCGAAUGAGCUGUUGGAUAUUUUGCAUAGGAUUAAGAAGUUUAGUUUGGACGGUAGUGUGCACCACUUGGAGGAGACUUUGGCGGUAGGCGAUGAGGAGGUUGGGCCAUGGGGACCGGAGGGAACCCACCAUCUAGAUAGGCACGAUCUAGAUAGACAUGAUAGGAUUUUUAGCAAGGAUGAUGAGAUGAUUGAAGACGAGGAGGCCGAUCUUGAUUCAGGUCUUGGCCACAUUGUUCAGUGGGACAGAAUGGCAGCAGAAUGCCAUGAUAGGAAAAUACAUCUUAUAGGGGAGAGCCUGAAAUCCGACAAGUGGAUGAUGAAGGAAGAUGUUGGUGAUUUCGAUGAGAAGAGCAUUCUCAAUUGUGGGGAUGAUGAUGAUGUGGUGGAUUCUAAGCUCAUAAGGCCUUUGAGGCAUGACGAAUCAAUCUUGGCAGAUCCAAAUCUGGUUGGUAUGCAGGUGGAUGCCUUCUAUGCACAGAAAUGGUGUGAUUCGCCCAGUGUUUUGCCAACUGGGGAUGGAGGGGAUGUCGGGUUUAGGCCUGUGUAAAAUUAGGCGAGGGGAACGUGCGUCUUAUUUCCCUCCCUCCUAGAUGCGAAGAUAUCGUUUCACUAUUGAAUACUCAAUUUAUUCUUCGGGCUGGAUAUGUGAUGGAUAUGAUUGCAGAUUUGGCAGCACUUAUAAGUUUAGCUCCUAUUUGGAUGCGUAAAUGUUCUGUUCGGUUUCAGGUGGCUGGUUUUGCAUCCAGCCUCUAUUCUGACUGGAGUUUGACCACUUCCAAAUAGAACACUGGUGGUAGAUAUACGGAUCACAAGGAAAGGUUUCAGGUGGCUGGUUUUGCAUCCAGCUCUAUUCUGACUGGAGUUUGAGCACUUCAAAAUAAAACACUGGUGGUAGAUAUACGGAUCACAAGGAAAGGUGUUCCUUAACUUGUUGAAAAGCUUUGGAGUAGCCUCACACAUUUGAUGGAAUGGGUGUACCACCAUUAAGGACGGUAGAGGUUGACAAAAAGUUAGCACCAAGUCCUAAUUAUUUACAAUGGGACAGAGAGGAUACUACAAUCCUCUCAUGGAUUAAUGCAACAUUACCCCUACCUAUUCUUCAGAUGGUGAUAUCCAGUUUGCCGAAGUCAGCUCGCGACGCCUGGGUCUUCAUUGAAAAUUACUUCCUUGACAAGACUGCUUCUACUGCCUUUUCUCUUAGGGCGUAAUUGCGUAGCAUUAAAAAUGGGUCAAUGACUACGUCAGAGUAUAUGUAGGAGGUCAAAUCUAUCAGACACUUCUAACUAUUGGGAAAGGAGGAAAUAGAAAUGCAACGUCACUGGAGCCAUACUACAUUCUUAUUCGGAGAUUCUAGUGCCCUCUAUGCAAACUGUGGACGAGGAACUAGGAGAGGCAAGAAUAAUAUAUCUAGAGGAGGACGAGGACAAGAAGGUGGUCAUCAUCCAUAGCCUGGGCGUGGGCAGCAUGGAGAAGCACCGUAUCAACAAUUUUCAUCUACAAAACCUACGCAUCCUUGACAAUACCCACCUAUGCCUGAACAACUUCCUCAGCAUUGUCCUGAACCAAUGAUGCCUCAAGCUGGAAUUCAGUGUCAAAGCUGUGGUAAAUUCAACCACAUUACUCUCAAGUGUAGGCAGAGGUUCAACUAUACCUUUAUUGUGGAUGACAUAUUGUAAACUAUUGCUGCCACGAGCCUUCAAGAGCCUUCUGAGAAGGUGUGGUACCUUGACACUGGAGCGUCUAAUCACAUGAUGUCGGAUGCAGCCAUGCAGGUAUACUUUUUGAUUCUAAGCCUCACUUUGGAACAGAUAAAAUAUUUGUUGAUAAUGGUCAUUUGCUUCCUAUUACUCAUACAGGUGAAUCUACUUUGAAUACUUCAUCCAAACCCUUUUGUCUCAAAAACGGUCUUGUUGUUCCUCAGAUUAAAAAAAAAAAACUUGCUCUCUGUUAGUAAAUUUUGUACUGAUAAUAACUUCCUUAAGUUUGGUUCUGCUGGUUUUGUGUGAAGGAGAAGGGAACAGGGAAUGAGCUUCGAUGCUGUAGUUCAGGAACUUCACUUUAUCCGUCAUUGACAGUUGCAAGUAUUAGAAAUAACAACAGGUGCUUUGGUUACCUCAAAAGUUAAUAGUGGGGACUUAUGGCAUAAAAGAUUAGGGCGUCCAAGUUUAGAUGUUUUAUCCAAAUUUAUUGAAGACAAUAAUUUUAUAGGAGAGUUUGAAGUUAAGAUGUCUUAUUACAAUUCUUGUAAUAUCAUUAAACAUGUUAAUCUUUCAUUUAAAAAAAAUCACAAUCUCAAUCUAUUUCUUUAUUUCAUUUAAUAAAUCACAAUCUCAAUCUGUUUCUCUAUUUCAUUUAAUAAAUCACAAUCUCAAUUUGUUUCCCCAUUUUAUUUAAUUCAUUCAGAUGUUUGGCAAUCACCUAUUUAUUCUAUUUCUGGUUAUAAAUUUUAUAUUGUUUUCGUAGACAUAUCUUUUGAAACAUGAAUAUGAGGUUUUUGAUUAUUUUUUUGAAUUUAACGCUAUUAUUGAAAAUAUUUUUGAUAAGCAAAUUAAGUUUUUCCAAUAUGAUGGAAGAAGAUAAUUUGUCAAUGAGAAAUUUUCGUCUCUUUUUUGUCAAACUGAUAUUAUUCAUCGUAUGUCUUGCCCUUACACACCACAAUAGAAUAGUGUAGCUGAGAACAAACAUAGAAAUUUGAUAAAUGUAGGGAGAGCCAUUCUUUUUCAUUCUUUAGCCUUCUUGUUUUGGAUAAUGCCCUAAUGCAAUCUUUUUUUCUUACCAAUCGCUUGCCCUCUCUUAUUGUUCUUGAAAGGAAGUCACCAUACCAACUUUUAUAUGGUCUUAAUCCUCCAGACUUGCAACUUGUGAUAGUUUUUUGGAUGCUUGUGUUAUCCAACUUACAGGGCCUUGCGAGUUACAAACUCUCACCUCGUCCCUUACUUUAUGUCUACCUUGGCAUUUCUGAUAAACACAAGGUUUGUUUUUAUUCACAGACCGGUAAAGUUUUUAUCUCUCGCCAUGUUACUUUUGUUGAGUAUAUUUUAAUUUCUUGCCUCUCUAAAUUUUCUCAAACUAAUAGCUCUGACUUUCAAAUGUUUCAAGAUUUUCUUGCUAAUCCUCCUUUGUUAGGAGCGAUCCUUCAACUCUUGAAGUCAUUGUAAGUUUUAAUUUUCUUCCCUCAGAGGAUUAUUUGAUUGUUCCUUCUUCCUCCACUUCCAAUUUACCUGUUUUUGAAGCUAUAGAGAUCACUAAUACGAACAAUAAUUUUUUUGGUCCAUUGACUGGAACUUUAGUGCACCCACCGCCGUGUGUCAGAAACAUCUCCGAGUAUAUACGAAGAAAUCUACUUCCAAACAUUCUACUAUUGAACCAUUACCUUCCUCACCACCACUUGACCCACAAUUACCAUAAGCUGACCCUGUAUCCUCUACAUCCACUUUAUGUUUGCUACCACCACUUCAACACCAACCACCAACCGCACCUCCCUAUCUAUAUCCUUCACAACUCAUGGUAUUCUUACACAGUCCAUGACUAACCAGCAAGAUACUUCCACCUCUCUCUUGGCUUCUUCACAAUCUACUCUUUUAGUUAAAUCUAAUAAUUUCUCUGAAGCGUUUCAGGAUGUAAGAUGAUGUCAAAUCAUGCAAAAAGAAUUUUAGGCUCUUCUCUUUAACUCUAUCAAGGACCUAGCUGCUCCACCAACCUCUAUUGAUCUUUUUGGGUGUAAAUGAGUCUAUAAAGUAAAGCAAAAAGCAGACGGUUCAUUGGAGUGUUAGAAAGCUUGUCUUUUUGCACAAGGCUUCAAGCAGCAACAAGGGAUUGAUUUUGACGAGACUUUCUCCUGUCGUGAAGUUUACUGCUAUUCGAACAAUUAUUUCUGUUGCUGUAUUUUCUGGCUGGACUCUUUGCCAACUCAAUGUAAAGAAUGCUUUUCUUCAUGGUGUUCUAAACAAAGAACAUUAUAUAAAACAACCUCUUGGGGUUGUUCAUCCUUCGUUGUCUAUCA